UUGUCUACCUAGCUGUCUUCUUCUCACUGUUGGAAUCGUGACUAGUCUUAGAUCAAUCACUUCUAAGGUUUAAGACGACAGAUUCUCGUAGGCAGGUCUUGUUCGGUCGCCAGCCGUGAUGUUUCCUAAGAAUUCGGUUGUAACGGAUUCAAGCGCGUGUGGAAUCUUCGGCGUCAUUACCUUCUCGUGCCUCAGUUUCUGGGGAGAGAUUGGCAAACGCGGCAUCCUCGACCAGAAACUCAUCCGAAAGCUUGUGCAUAUAAAUAUAGGGCUAGUGUUUCUGCUUUGCUGGCCGCUGUUCAGUUCUGGAAUCCAAGGAGCGCUUUUUGCAUCUCUUGUCACUGGACUCAAUAUAAUACGGAUGCUAUUGCUUGGCCUGGGAGUGUACCACGACGAAGGAACCAUAAAGUCAAUGACCAGACAUGGAGAUCGCAGGAGGCGUCUUGGAACAGAGAGGCUUCCUUACAACAGAAACAAAUCAUUUGCUGGUAGCAUUGGAAUGGCCACCGCCGGGUUCUUAGCUUCUGUUGGGUAUAUGUACUACUUUGCUUCAUUUGGUUACAUCGAGGCUAGCGGGGGAAUGAUUCUUCGGUUUGCCGUCAUCUCUAUAGCAUCAGCUCUUGUGGAAUCACUCCCCAUAAGCACUGACAUUGACGACAAUCUCACCGUCUCCUUAACCUCUGCAUUGGUCGGUUUUCUACUCUUUUAAUAGUGCACCUCUCUUUGUUUUGUGUCAUCAAAUAAAAUAUAAGGGUCGAGCUUGUUUGCCCUGUGGUGUGGAGCUAGGUAAAACUGCAUUCAGAAUCACCAUCUACUUGUAUAUUAGUGUAAAAUCUCAUACUGUUGUUGUCCAUGGAUGUUAAUUUUCAGCUGAAACUGCAGCUAGGUACAAUGUUUUAAUGUUCUAUCCAUUUAGUGAGAAAUAUGACGACUUAACAGAC
Messenger RNA from Capsella rubella, 941 nucleotides. Its product is annotated as farnesol kinase, chloroplastic. Lineage: Eukaryota; Viridiplantae; Streptophyta; Magnoliopsida; Brassicales; Brassicaceae. The transcript is spliced from 4 exons. The record is from RefSeq and is a predicted model, not a curated record. Gene Ontology annotation, molecular function: kinase activity. Bases 119 to 709 code for a protein of 196 amino acids.